AUGAUCGGUACCCAGAUUCCAGGUGUCCCAGGUUUCCCAGGUCUUCCAGGUGUUGCAGGUCCUCCAGGUGUUCCAGGUGUUCCAGGUGUCCCAGGUCUUCCAGGUGUUCCAGGUGUCCCAGGUGCUCCAGGUGUUCCAGGUCUUCCAGGUAUUCCAGGUGUUGCAGGUCCUCCAGGUGUCCGAGGUCUUCCAGGUGUCCCAGGUGUUCCAGGUCGUCCGGGUGCUACAGGUGUCCCAGGUGUUCCAGGUGUUCCAGGUCUUCCAGGUGUUGCAGGUCCUCCAGGUGUCCGAGGUCUUCCAGGUGUCCCAGGUCUUCCAGGUCUUCCGGGUGCUACAGGUGUCCCAGGUGUUCCAGGUCUUCCAGGUGUUGCAGGUCCUCCAGGUGUCCGAGGUCUUCCAGGUGUCCCAGGUCUUCCAGGUGUCCCAGGUCUUCCAGAUCUUCCAGGUGGGCCGCUGCAGCUCUUCGCCAGUCGUCCGAACCACGGUGACGUUGUGUCUGAUCGCACCAACAUCAAAGCCACCUGA
Molecule: messenger RNA, 525 nt
Organism: Scophthalmus maximus (turbot)
Lineage: Eukaryota; Metazoa; Chordata; Actinopteri; Pleuronectiformes; Scophthalmidae
Product: collagen alpha-2(IV) chain-like
Exons: 4
Coding region: 1-525 (174 amino acids)
Cellular component (GO): basement membrane
Source: RefSeq, a predicted model, not a curated record